This is a messenger RNA of Cylindrotheca closterium, 609 nucleotides long. NCBI's taxonomy places the organism in Eukaryota, Bacillariophyta, Bacillariophyceae, Bacillariales, Bacillariaceae. The record is from the annotation of a GenBank genome assembly.
AUGACUUUGGAUUUCUUGGUGAAAGGAAAACUCAAGAUCCGCAUGGACGACUAUGUCAAGAACAUGUUGGAAGAUUUUCCUGUCAAGUUCAACAAGGAUUCAAAGCAGGAAACACCAGCUGGUAACGAUUUACUGGAAGCUGGGAAAGGAAAGUUACUCAAUGCUGAGUACCGUCAAAUCUUUAAUACUACUGUUGCAAGGGGACUUUAUGUCUCUAAGAGAGCUCGUUCGGAUAUCCAUCCAACGAUUACUAUUCUUGCCUCGAGAGUUCAAGAACCUACAGAGUCUGAUUGGAAGAAGUGUGUUCGCAUGAUGCAAUAUUUGUUUUGUACAUCGUUGUAUCACCUGACACUUUCCGCAGAAUCACUACGAGUCAUGAAAUGGAUGAUCGACGUAUCAUUUGCGGUGCAUCCAGAUCUCAAGAGCCAUACUAGCGGCACUCUGUCCUUUGGAGGAGGUGCGGAUCAAGUGAUGUCGAAGAAGCAAAAGCUAAACAGCAGAAGCAGUAUGGAAGCGGAACUGAUUGCUGUUGACAAUGUUGUCACGAUGAUACUAUGGACAAAGUUGUUCAUGGAGUGGCAAGGGUAUCCGAUCGAGAAAAAUGUCUAG